Theobroma umbraticum is the source of this 4165-nucleotide messenger RNA. RefSeq names its product P-loop containing nucleoside triphosphate hydrolases superfamily protein. Gene Ontology annotation, molecular function: ATP binding; microtubule binding; microtubule motor activity. Gene Ontology annotation, biological process: microtubule-based movement. The record is from RefSeq and is a predicted model, not a curated record. NCBI's taxonomy places the organism in Eukaryota, Viridiplantae, Streptophyta, Magnoliopsida, Malvales, Malvaceae.
GAAGCGCACAGUCGGACAAAUUCAAAGAAAACCAAUUGAUCAGCCUCGUUUUGGAGGGAGAGAAGAGAGAGAGAGAGGGAGAGAGAGAGAGAGAGCAGCUUAAGGACGGCACGGUUUUCACUCCUCAGCCUCCUCUCGCCGGCAUGUGACAGCCCCCUCCUUUUUUUUCUUCUUUCUCUAGAACUUUGACUUUCCUUUGACUUCUUCGUCUCCGUUCUUUUUUCCUCCCGAAGAUGUCCAGUAGGUCACAUCGGUCCUCCAUCUCGCCGUUCCGUUCACGUAAAUCUCCCGUUCCUUCGCCUUCCACCAAGACGGUGGGUCGGCCGGUGACACCUUCCCCCACGACGUCGUCUCGGCCUCCUUCUAGACUUUCGCCUUCUCCAGCUACUUCUUCUAGUCCCAGUCCAGGUCCAAGCCCGCCCGUUGUCGUACUUGAACUCCCCGAGACCGCCAAGCGUAAAGAAAAUGUCACCGUCACUGUCCGUUUUCGUCCUCUCAGUCCGAGGGAAAUUAAUAAAGGAGACGAGAUAGCGUGGUAUGCAGAUGGGAAUUUUACAGUGAGGAACGAGUUCAAUCCUUCUAUUGCUUAUGGCUUUGACAGAGUUUUUGGUCCAGCAACAACUACACGCCAUGUCUAUGAUGUUGCUGCUCAGCAUGUUGUAAGUGGUGCCAUGCAAGGGAUAAAUGGCACGGUUUUUGCAUAUGGUGUUACAAGUAGUGGGAAGACUCAUACAAUGCAUGGGGAGCAAAAGUCACCUGGAAUUAUUCCAUUGGCUGUUAAGGAUGUAUUUGCCACCAUUCAAGAGACACCUGGGCGGGAGUUUCUUCUUCGUGUUUCGUAUCUUGAGAUUUACAAUGAGGUCAUCAACGAUUUGCUUGAUCCUACAGGGCAGAACCUAAGGAUAAGAGAGGAUGCUCAGGGAACUUAUGUUGAGGGAAUCAAAGAAGAAGUUGUUUUAUCUCCUGCUCAUGCUCUUUCCUUGAUAGCAUCUGGAGAAGAACAUAGGCAUGUUGGUUCUAAUAAUUUCAACCUUCUUAGCAGUCGAAGUCAUACUAUAUUCACCCUGACAAUUGAAAGCAGUCCACGUGGGGAGAAGAAUGGGGAAGAAGAUGUGACUUUAUCACAGCUGAACUUAAUUGAUCUUGCUGGAUCUGAAAGCUCUAAAACUGAAACAACUGGAUUGCGGAGAAAAGAGGGCUCAUACAUAAAUAAAAGCUUACUGACUCUAGGAACUGUAAUUUCUAAACUGACGGAUGGUAAGGCAACUCAUAUUCCAUACCGAGAUUCCAAGCUCACCCGUUUAUUGCAGUCGUCCCUUAGUGGCCAUGGACGGAUUUCUCUCAUUUGCACAGUGACACCUGCUUCCAGCAGCAGUGAAGAAACACACAACACAUUAAAGUUUGCCCAUCGAAGCAAACAUGUAGAAAUCAAGGCUUCUCAGAAUAAGAUUAUGGAUGAGAAGUCACUUAUCAAAAAGUAUCAGAAGGAAAUUUCCUCUUUAAAGCAUGAACUUGAGCAACUAAAGCGGGGAUUGAUGGAAAACCCUUACAUGGCUGCAUCUACACAAGAAGAUCUGGUUAAUCUAAAGCUUCAGCUGGAAGCUGGUCAGGUUAAACUACAGUCAAGAUUGGAGGAAGAAGAACAAGCAAAGGCAGCAUUGAUGGGAAGAAUUCAGCGAUUAACUAAACUUAUCUUGGUUUCCACCAAGAAUUCCAUGUCAUCUAACAUUCCUGAAAGGUCUGGACAUAGACGGAGGCAUUCAUUUGGGGAAGAUGAGCUAGUGUAUUUGCCGGAUAGAAAAAGAGAAUACAUAAUUGAUGAUGAUGCUGGAAGCUGUGCUUCUGAGCUCUCAAUGGAAGGAAGGGAUGAUGUCACAAAUCUGGAUGAGUUGGUUAAGGAUUAUAAAAGGAAUAGGCGGCGUGGAAUGCUUGGCUGGUUUAAACUAAGAAAACCUGAGAAUCUGGCUGGACAGUCAGUGAGUGCUGAUAGUGGGAGCUCUGCUAGUGGGUCUCCUGCAUCUUGUUCAAAAUCUUUGCAAGACAAAGUCACAUUUAAUGAUACAAAAGAUGUACGGAGAAAAUCAGUUAGUAGGAGAGGAGAUGAUCCUGCAAUUAUUGAUUCAUUUCCAGAAAGAACUCAAGCUGGUGACUUGUUUAGUGCAACUGUCGGUGGUCGUCGUUUGCCUUCAAGUGGGACCACUAUUACGGAUCAAAUGGAUCUUCUUCAAGAGCAGAUGAAAAUGCUAGCUGGAGAAGUCGCAUUGUCUAUUAGUUCUCUGAAAAGGCUGUCAGAGAAAGCGGCUAGCAGCCCUGAUGAUUCACAGCUUAGGGAGCAAAUGCGGAAGUUGAAGGAUGAAAUUAGUGAAAAGAGGCAUCAAAUACGUGUUUUGGAACAACGAAUGAUUGGAUCAGCUGAGAAGACUCCACAAACAUCAAAUAGUGCUGAAAUGUCACAGGCUCUGUCAAAGCUUACGACACAGCUAAAUGAGAAAACUUUUGAACUUGAGAUCAAGUCAGCAGACAAUAGGAUACUUCAGGAGCAACUUCAAAGGAAGAUAUCGGAGAAUGCUGAGAUGCAAGAAACUAUUCUUCUACUAAGGCAACAGCUGAAUUCAUUAACAGAUAAAAGCUCCAGGAUUCCAAAAGAAAGUGCAGAUAAUGAGGCCAGCCCAGAAAAAACUUGUUCUGAGGAAUUAUUACAGAACAAUGAUGGGAAGAAUGGAAUUGGUUCAUGCAAAGAAACUUAUGGUGAUGAUAAUACACCAACUAGUGUCAUAAGCUUGAAUCGAGUAUUUUCCCAGGAGGACUCCAAAGAGUGUGACAAAAAUACCUUGUUGAAUUCCCAAGUUCUUAUUCAGGCUGCUGAGAUAGAAGGCCUGAAGCAAGAGAAGGUGAAAUUAACGGAAGAGAAGGAUGGGCUUGAAAUUCACAGUAAUAAACUGGCAGAGGAAGCUUCAUACGCAAAAGAGUUGGCGGCAGCAGCUGCAGUUGAACUUCGAAACUUGGCUGAAGAAGUAACCAGGCUUUCGUAUGAAAAUGCUAAACUGACUGGUGAACUGGCUGCUGCAAAAGAGGCACGCUGCAGAUCCAACUGUUGUCAGAGGACUGCUCCACAUGAUUUUAGACAAAAUAACAUGGGUGGUGCUUGGCCUGAUGGUCGUCCCAGGAAACAAGAGAAUGGAAUUCUCAUUGAGGAGUUGCAGAAAGAACUUAACACGAGAAACCAAAGGGAGGCUGCCCUGGAAGCUGCACUUUCUGAGAGAGAUCAAAAAGAAGGUGAUUUGCGAAGAAGAAUUAAUGAAUCAAAGAGACGUGAGGAAGAUCUGGAGAAUGAGCUUGCCAAAAUGUGGGUGCUUGUGGCAAAGAUGAGAAAACCUGGUGUUAAUGCUGAGGACAUAUUAUCAAAUAUUUCGCAAACAGGAGAAAGAAAUGGGCUUUUGCCAUCCAAUGAUCACUCAUUUAAAUUGUUCAAAGAGGAAGAAAAUGGUGAAAAUUUACAUGGGAUGAAAACAUAUGAAGAGUUAAGAGCUUGCUAUCAGGAAGAAAGGAGAAGAUGUGGAGAACUAGAAAGGCUUGUUUCCAGAAUGAAGGGUGAAGAUAUCGGUGGUUUGGAUGUUACAACACUUGAAGAACUACAGAAUUUUCAUGUUGACGCUAUAACGAAAAUCUGCCAUGCAAAGUGUGCAAAUUAUAUUUUGUAGCAUGCAGAGUUUAACCGUUCACAGAGGAUCUUGCUUAUGAUUUUUCCAACCAUCAAGGUUUAACGUAUUCUUUACAUAAUGGGAAAUAUUAACCAAAUUGAGUCAUUUCUGAGACGGCUUCUUUCUACCAAUCAUCAUAAUUCUGUGGACAAGCAUGCAUCGUUUUCCAUAUCGGAAAUCCGUGUAGCUAACUUGCAGCAGAAAUGCCAGAAAACAUGUCAAAAGUUUUCCAGGUUAUGUUUGAAUUUCUUCUGCUAAAAAUAUUUGUAUUACCUUUGUAUCUGGGAUAAUACCCAUUUACAUCUUAUACCUUGUAGGUUACAAAAAGAGGAACUGUUCGAAUGUAGUUCUACAAGCAAACAAAUGUAUGUAUAUGCUACAUCUGAUAGUAUGAAGUUGUUUUGCUUUAUCUUUUACUAUAUCAGAGCUCCCUUUUGUGAACCCGCAUGUUGCUCUUGCUGGAA